AUGGAUGACCUCAAGUUAUACGCCAGUAAUAGUGAACAACUUAAAAGCGAACUUGAAAUAGUUAAAAAUUUUAGUAAGACUAUAAAAAUGGAAUUCGGUCUAGAAAAAUGUGCAGUUCUUAAUGUAAAAAAGGGCAAGGUAGACAACAAAGGGGAAACAUUACUAUCCGAUGGAACAACGAUUGAGCAUCUGAAAGAAGAAGAAAGUUAUAAAUAUCUAGGAUUCAAGCAAGCCCUAAAUAUUAAAACAGCAGAAAUGAAAGAUUACCUUAAAGCUAGACUUAAACAAAGACUCAAAGCAAUAUUAAGUACACAGCUUAAUGGAAGGAAUGCCAUAACAGCGAUUAACUGCUGGGUUUUACCCAUUAUAACUGCAUCCUUUGGAGUUCUCAAGUGGUCAAAAACAGAUAUGCAAACACUCGAUCGCCUAAUACGUACCACACUUACUGAUUACCGAAGUCAUCAUCCAAAAUCGUCGACAUCGAGACUAUAUAUAUCUAGAAAUCAAGAGGGUAGAGGUCUACUUAACUUAGAAGACGCGUACGAAGUACAAAUAAAUAAACUAAUGCGGCACUUUAAAAAGCACCAACAUUCCUUGUAUCGGUGUAUAUCUCAAGUUGACAAACACUUUACAGCAUUAAACUUAUCGGAACCAUCUGAAGAAGAUAUCUCAACCAAUGUAAAUAAAAGACAUGUUGACGAAUGGCGAUCUAAAGUAUUGCACGGCAGAUUUCAUGCAACUCUGACAGGAGACCAGGUAGAUCAUAAAAACACCGGAAAAUAUAUGGCGAAGGGAAUACUAGACCGCGAGACAGAAGGGUUUAUUCAUGCUAUCCAGGACCAAGUAAUUCCUACUCGGAACUAUGCUAAACAUAUAUUGAAACAAAACGUAACAUCCGAAUUGUGUCGAGUGUGUAAUAAACAAAUAGAGACAAUACAACAUAUAAGUAGUGGCUGCAGCAGUAUAGCUCCCAGGGAGUAUCUGGACAGACAUAACGACAUAGCAAAACUAAUUCACAGUGAAAUAUGCCACCUGAAAAAACUGAGUUCAUCAACAACCCCUUAUUACAAAUAUACUCCUCAGGCAGUCGUUGAAAAUGACAACUGGAAAAUAUACUGGGACACAUCAAUAAUAACCGACAAAGAAAUAACACACAACAAACCCGACAUACUUCUUAUUGAUAAAAAACAAAAAAUAGCACAACUGAUAGAUAUAGCUGUACCACUUGAUGAUAAUCUGGGAAAAACAUAUGCAGAAAAAAUUAAUAAGUAUCAAGACCUAAGCUACGAAUUAAAACGCGUGUACAAACUGAAGAAAGUUCAAAUAUUACCGCUCAUCAUAUCGUGCAACGGACUCAUUGAAAGAAGAUUCAUGAACAACUUACAAACGCUGAAUCUAAAGAACUCAUUAGCAGGAAUUGCACAAAAGGCAGCUAUUCUGGGCACCUGUCAUAUAAUUAGAAGAUAUUUAGUAAAGGAUUAA
Molecule: messenger RNA, 1482 nt
Organism: Sitophilus oryzae (rice weevil)
Lineage: Eukaryota; Metazoa; Arthropoda; Insecta; Coleoptera; Curculionidae
Exons: 1
Coding region: 1-1482 (493 amino acids)
Source: RefSeq, a predicted model, not a curated record